CCUCGCUCGGAGCGUCGUGUCGGCCGUCCGUGUGAUUAUUCGCGGCGGGUUUUAUCGCGGUACACACUCACGAUCUCCGAUCACUUUAUUCAACAUCGGUGACGUUAUUGCAUUUUUUAAAGUUCUGAUACUUUCGAUAAUAUUGAAAGGCGACCGGUCGUGUAUCAGGUGUAGUGUCAGUGACGAGGAUGUCCAUGCGUCUGAAGGCAGUUCGGGGCGGCGCGUGUGGCGCGGCCAGGUGAACCAUGGCGGCGGCGCUGGCGCUGGCUCUCGUCUCGCUGGCGCUGGCGGGCCCCGGCGUGGGUGCCGGGCUGGGCCCGGAGCUCGCCGCGGGUCUCUCAUGCCCGGCCGCAGGGUGUACGUGCUCGGAAGGAGGCACGCGCGUGUCGUGUCGCGCCGCCGGCCUGGGCGCGCUACCUCCGCUAUACGACCGUCUGGUAGUACUUGACGUCUCUGGCAACAACAUCAGCGCUCUACCGAACGACGCACUGCUGCCCGCCGCUGGACUUAGAGACUUGAACCUGUCGGCCAACCUGCUGGAGGUGGUGUCGGCGACCUCCCUGGUCAGCUCUUCCGUGGCUCGCCUAUGGCUGGACCGCUGCGGCCUGGCUCGUCUCCCGCCUCUCAGCAUGCCGCGCCUCCAUCACUUGUCGGUCGAGGACAACUUUCUAUCUGGCUUGUCGAAGGGUUCCCUGUCCGAAUGCCGUUCUCUGAGGGUGCUCCGCCUGUCCCGGAACAAGCUGUCCGAGGUCCCGACCGCCGCCCUCGCCACGCUGACUCGUCUGCAGGCACUCAACUUGGCCGGAAACCUCAUCAGCGAGCUGACCGCAACCUCACUGCCUGAACUACCGUCACUGCAUACUCUAAUAUUAAAAAAGAAUCGCAUCACUCAUAUAGAACAGAGCGCCUUCUCCGGCUGUCCCUCGCUCCGUCAACUACGUCUCGAAGACAACCUGCUCACCGAACUGCCUCCGGCGAUAUACCUCUUACCGUCGCUCGAGGAUUUGUCGUUAUCUAACAACCUGGUGGAGGUGGUAGGUGGUGGUCUGCGGGCCUGCUCUCGCCUGGCCCGGUUGGAGCUCCGCGGGAACCCGCUGUCCGCGCUCGAGCCUCACGCUCUCACACACCUGCCCCGACUUACCACGCUUGUGUUGUCGGAAGCACGCGGUCUGAGCGUUUUUCCUUCCCUGAACGGUUCCUCUCGCCUCAACACGCUCCGCCUGGACCGAGCUCGCCUCACUCGCCUGCCCUCGGACCUGUGUCUGCACGCGCCCCUCCUGAGAGCACUAGAUCUGCGGUCGAACAAGCUGGAACAUGUUCCAGAUCUUCAGCAGUGUUCCGAGUUGCGUGUCCUGGACAUAUCGGACAACCAAGUGUCUUCGUUGGGUGCGGGAGCCCUGACGGGACUGAGGAGAUUGCACGACCUGCUGGUGGCCAGAAACCGUCUGAGACGAAUCUCUGCAGACACCUUCGUGCACACGCCACGCCUCCAGCUGCUAGAUCUCGAGGACAAUGAAAUCGAGCACAUCGAUAUGGAAGCGUUCGUCCCCAUUAAUAAAUUAGAAGACCUAAACGUGGGGAACAACCGCUUUCCUGUACUCCCCGCCAGUGGACUGCAGCGACUGCUGCACCUCAAGGCUCAUAACAACCCCGCACUGAGACGUUUCCACCCGCCUGAGGCAUUCCCCAGGAUACAGACUCUAGUCCUAUCAUACGCUUACCACUGCUGCGAGUUCAUGCCUCUUAUGGAGGGCGGGUCGAGCUCGGCGGGUUCGGCAGAGUCGGCGGAGAGCGGAGACGAGGAACCCGAACAGUUCAGCGACUUGGUGUUGCUACCGCCAGCACACGUCGACCUCGCCGCCUGGGCUAACGCCACGGAUAUUUGGCCACAUUACCUGAACGCGACUGGUGAGAGUAGUUCCCGACUCGCUGCCGUCGGCUGGGGCGACGUCAGCGCGGCCGAGCUCAAAUACGGAGGCAACCGUCGCGUGCGCUGCUUACCACUGCCUGGACCGUUUCUACCGUGUGUGGAUCUAUUCGACUGGUGGACGCUACGUUGCGGCGUGUGGGCUGUGUUCCUACUGGCCUUGCUGGGUAAUGGCACCGUCGUAUUUGUGCUCGUGUUCAGUCGCAGUCGAAUUGACGUCCCAAGAUUUCUGGUCACCAAUUUGGCGGCAGCAGACUUCUUUAUGGGAAUCUAUUUAGGUUUCUUGGCUGUGGUCGACGCGGGCACUCUGGGUGAGUUUCGCGCUCACGCUAUAGCCUGGCAGAUGUCGGGUGGCUGCCGGCUUGCAGGCUUUCUGGGCGUGCUCUCUUCCGAAUUAUCCGUUUACACGCUCGCCGUUAUCACGCUCGAGCGCAAUUAUGCAAUAACUCACGCUAUGCACCUUAAUAAGCGCCUGUCUUUACGACACGCGGCCGCGGUCAUGGCAGCAGGCUGGGCCUUCUCGCUAGCAGCAGCAGCGCUACCACUCCUAGGCGUGUCCGACUACCGCAAAUUCGCCGUAUGUUUACCCUUCGAAACAAGCUCGCCCGCAGCGCUCGGAUAUGUCGUUUCUUUGCUCAUCAUAAAUGGAUUUGCCUUUUUAGUACUCUUGGGAUGUUAUCUUAAAAUGUAUUGUGCUAUUCGCGGUUCCCAAGCUUGGAACUCGAACGAUUCACGCAUUGCAAAGCGUAUGGCUUUACUUGUGUUUACAGACUUUUUGUGUUGGUCGCCUAUAGCAUUCUUCGCCCUUACCGCCGCUUUCGGCGCUCAACUUGUAUCUCUGGAGGAGGCGAAAGUGUUCACGGUGUUUGUGCUGCCUUUAAACUCUUGCUGCAAUCCCUUUUUAUACGCCAUUCUAACAAAACAAUUCAAGAAGGAUUGCGCCCUAGUGUGCAAAGCCAUCGAGGAGUCUCGUGUCACUCGAGGCAUCGGUCGAUGUCGCCACUCCUCAAACUUCAGUAACCGCCAGACCCCCGCAAACACGAAUAGUUUAAACGAGCGAUCGUCUCGCGGCCAGCACGGAGCCACAUGCGCGUGCAGACGCCUGCUACCUACGGGCGGUGUUGGCGAGGGGCCCACCGCACCCACCGAGCCCGGCGGCGAGCGACUAUUACGCUGGCUGAGAGCGUGUGGCCGCCGCGCCACGGCCCCAGCCCCACCUGCGCCCCGUCAGCCACCUACCGCUCCCGUACGUACUGGCUCCGUUUCCUCGUCAGUGGAGUUCUCAUCAUCCCGUUCGGAUUCUUGGCGUACGUACGGCCGGCCUCCACCGCCGCCACGCCGCGCUGCUUCCUGGUUAGUGGCCAGGAAGACCUCUCAGGACUCCAACUUAUCCUCAUCCCGAAAUGACUCAUCUGGAUCUAACGCUACUGCUUCGACGGGAACUUGGCGUACAUCUCGAUCAGGAGGUAGUGCGACGGCCGGGGCCGGGGGUGCUGGUGGGCCCGUCGUGCCAAGCGCCGGAGUGGCAAGUGGGCGUCCGCGUCUCACGCGCCAGCCGGCUGUGAUGGCAGACGAGCCACCUCUGUCUCCGGGAGCGUUGCCCGCCCCUCGUCUGCUGCACACGAUACCUUCGGCGGCCGAGACGGAGGCCACGUUGGAGGAACCUGACGUGCGCUGAUCAUUCUCCAGCACUCUGUUUAAACAGUGUCUUAUCUUACCCGUCCAAAUUUGAAAAAGUUACGCGACUCUACCGGUUUCCGCUGACGCCUAAAUAAUUUUAUCCAAGAAAAUGUAUAAAUUUCAACGGAAGACUACUUAUAUUAUUGUACAGUAUUAAAAGAAAAUUCUGUUUUAAUUUUUAAGAACUGUUAACCUACGUACUGCGAUUAGAUUCAAAGAAUGAUGUAGAAUAAAAAAAAACAUCUAUCGAACGUUCUUAACAUACACUAAUAUUAAGACAACCAAAAGUUUCUCAGCUUCGAUCUGUGGACUGCGGAUCGAUGUUUUUGUUAUUCUAUACUGUUUACUUGAAGUAUUAAUCGAAUAUAUUUACCAUAACGGAUUGUUCAGCAUAGAAAUAGGAAAUAUUUACUUAGUGGAAUUAUUACAUAGGUAAAUUAUUUAUUAAUAUAUUCACAUUAAUUCGUUUAUAAUGAGUGUUACAACUUUUUAAAGAGUUGAUUAGAAACUAAGUGCUAUUAUUGUUGUUUAAAUUAAAAACGAAAUUAGCGUAAGGCCUCCGAGGCCGUGGAACAGUAUUCGACUACAGUAGG
Danaus plexippus (monarch butterfly) is the source of this 4200-nucleotide messenger RNA. RefSeq names its product lutropin-choriogonadotropic hormone receptor (gene rk). Lineage: Eukaryota; Metazoa; Arthropoda; Insecta; Lepidoptera; Nymphalidae. Gene Ontology annotation, cellular component: membrane. The coding region runs from base 246 to 3605 and encodes 1119 amino acids. Gene Ontology annotation, biological process: G protein-coupled receptor signaling pathway. The record is from RefSeq and is a predicted model, not a curated record. Gene Ontology annotation, molecular function: protein-hormone receptor activity; protein binding; G protein-coupled receptor activity. The transcript has 17 exons.